Molecule: messenger RNA, 645 nt
Organism: Coniosporium apollinis CBS 100218
Lineage: Eukaryota; Fungi; Ascomycota; Dothideomycetes
Exons: 1
Coding region: 1-645 (214 amino acids)
Source: RefSeq, a predicted model, not a curated record
AUGUCGCGCUCGAGGGAGAAUAUGCAGUUGACGCGGAAUGGAACUGAAUCGCGUGCUGCUCCCCGAAUUUCUGAGCUGCAGACAAAAGGCGAGGGCAUUGAGGAUCAGGUUGCCCAGCUUGACGACCGCAUCUCAGAGCUCACUAUGGCAGAAGCGGACCUUCGCGAAGAAUGCGAGACCACCGGCGGUAAGCUAGAAUUGCUCAGAGCGGAGAAGACUGAGCUGCAGACCCUAUUCAACGGAGUCAAGACUGCACUUGACACGACCAACUCCGAGAAGUUGGACCUCCAGGCCAAACUCGACAGAGCCAAGACUGAGUUGAACAAGACCACCUUCCAGAAGUCUGAGCUGCAAACCGAGCUCGAUGCAGCCAAAACCGAACUGGAGAACGUCAAGCUCCAGCACUCUGAGCUAGAAAAGGGGAAGGCCGAGGCUGCGACUGCGCGCGAGGCCACCAAGACCAAGCUGGAUGCAGUCAAUGCGCAGAUCUUGGACCUGGAGAACCGUUGCGAGUCUUCCAGGGCUCAGCUGAGCAAAGCCGACACUCAGAUCGCAGGGCUUACCAACGAGAAGGCAGACUUAACCACACGACUCGCGGACGCUCAAUCUCAGCUCCAAACUAAUGUUGAGCAACUUGAGGAUUAG